Kluyveromyces marxianus DMKU3-1042 is the source of this 1359-nucleotide messenger RNA. RefSeq lists its product as uncharacterized. Gene Ontology annotation, molecular function: protein binding. NCBI's taxonomy places the organism in Eukaryota, Fungi, Ascomycota, Saccharomycetes, Saccharomycetales, Saccharomycetaceae. The record is from RefSeq and is a predicted model, not a curated record. The transcript has a single exon. Bases 1 to 1359 code for a protein of 452 amino acids.
AUGGACAUUGUUGACAACAGUGAACCUAUGAUAAAAAUCCCGGAACUCUUGCCCCACGAGAAUAUAUACAAAAUUCAGGUGGGGUCGAAGUUGUUCAAGAUCAGUGGAGCGUCGCUCAGCAGCGAUGGGCCCUCCUUUUUCACGGAUUAUUUCAACGCACAGAAGGAUUCGCCGCAAGUUUUGAUUCUCGACAGAUCUGAUAGGGUUUUCGAGAACAUCAUGAACCACUUGCAAGGGUAUCCGUUGUCUGUGUUGGACGAAAGAGAUUUCAUUACGUUGUUUUUGGACUCGUUGUACUAUAGGUUACCCAGGUUAAAGAGGAUGCUACAGAAGUACGACUACUACUUUAUUAAUAUUGGCGGCAAGCACUUCAAGUUCUCGAAGAGUCUUUUUGAUAGGCCCGGAGAUUCUCCCAAUUACUUUAACCUACUAAUUGACGCGAUGUUGGUUGAUGUGGAAAAUGUAUUUCACGAAAAGCAGAUGAUCAGACCUCCAUCCCAUUUCAUCCCAUUUGUGACCAGAUCGAGUGUGCUAUUCCAAGAGAUCCUAAACCUUUUGACAGAUGAUGAUUACGUCGUGCCAUCUCACAUCUCCAUUAGUAAUCUCUUGAAAGAAUGUAAGUUUUACUGCUUGCUCAACUUGCAACAAAGAUUGAUUCCACAUAGAAUCACCAGAAACCCAUUUUGCAAACGUGAAGAGAUUACCAUGAAAUUACACCAUCUCAGAAGAACAGGAAUAAAAUUGUUAGCUCAGGAUACCGAUAUCAAGGCCUGCGAAAUACGCAGUGAUUCAGAGUCUUCAGAAGAUUUGUACCUGUGUCCACAAAAGAAGAGAAAGUUGGAAGCAUCUCCUGCUGAGUGGGAUAUGGUGUCUUACCAGCGCCCCUAUGUCGAUAAGGAACCAAGAGAUUUGAUUGUUCAGUUCGAUGCCACUGAAAUGACACUUUUCUUUAAUAAGAGAAUGAAAACAAUUCAUGUCCAGGUGGCCAACGAAAAUGAUUGCCAUAUCUUGAAGAAUCUUUUAGCCGACAUAAAUAGAAAGCACAACAUUGAAGACUCUUCCUUCCAGUUCCCUCAAUUCCAGGGUUACGUUUUUAUCACCUGCAUUACAAUGGCAGACUUGACCGUCAACGGAUUGCCUUGUAAAAACUUGUGCUCUAAAAUUGACGAGAUAAAAACCAACGAACAGAUUUUCGAUUUCUGUAAUAGAGAUGGAAUGAUGCCAGGUUUAUCAUUACACGUAAUCGGUCCAUCAUUAUGGCGUAUUGGCGUUAAAGAUCAGCAUAUCAUCCUACUUCCUUUGAAACUAAACUGUAUUUCUAAUCUGAGACAAUUUAACAUGAACUUGCAGUUUCUCUGA